Messenger RNA from Salvia splendens (bonfire salvia), 1684 nucleotides. RefSeq lists its product as uncharacterized. Lineage: Eukaryota; Viridiplantae; Streptophyta; Magnoliopsida; Lamiales; Lamiaceae. Gene Ontology annotation, cellular component: membrane. The record is from RefSeq and is a predicted model, not a curated record. The coding region runs from base 340 to 1440 and encodes 366 amino acids. The transcript has 7 exons.
UUAACUGCAGAUUUUGUAUAUGAUUGUGUAACCUAAAAAAUUUCCCCCAUCUCCAUUCCCAAGCGGCUUUCUUGAACUUUUUUCGCUGAAUUUUGUUACUGCCCUUCUCCAUCAAUCUACAGCUUAAUAAUUGCUGUUGCUUUGAUGUGUUCCAACCUAACUAACAAAUUACCUAGUGAUUAAGGUUUCUAUUUACAUUGUUUUGAGUUGGUUGUUCCUUUUGUCGGUCGGUGGCAUUCUUGCAAGAUUCUGCAGUUUUGGGAGUGAGAAAGUUCAGAUCUUGUUUGCUUAUCUUGGUCAAGAUCAAAUUUUGGAAUCUGGGCUUUGCUUGAAUUUGUGAUGGGGUGGAGAUAUAGAGGUGGUCUGAUUUUGAUUGCUACCGUUGUCAUUAUUUGGGUUGCUGUGACAUACCUUGGAGCUUCUUUAAUGGUGAUUUAUAUACCUAUAGCAUUCCUCAAAGACUGGUUGUGUAAUAUCCUCAAGAAACGGGCUAGCAGAAAGGGUGACGACGUUUUCCCCGGUCUUGGCUCCGCACAGAAAAUCUUUGAAAUCGAAAUUCAAGGACACAUCAACAGGAAAGACAGUGAGGUAGACCUCUCUGAACAUGAUGAGGGGAAGCCCUUGGUUUCUGUAGAUGAUUCUAAAAGUAGUAUCAAACCCGAGAAAGAGAUCACAGCUAAAGAAAUUGCUACUUAUGGAUUCUACCUCGCCCCUCUUUGGUUCAUCACUGAGUAUUUCUCAAAUGCUGCUCUUGCACGGACGAGUGUUGCAAGUACUACCGUUUUAUCCUCCACCUCAGGGCUGUUUACUCUCUUCUUUGGGGCGUUCUUGGGCCAAGAUACCUUAAAUUUUGCCAAGGUAGUUGCUGUGUUUGUUAGCAUUGGUGGCGUCGUCAUGACAACCCUAGGAAAAACUUGGGCUGCUGAUGAGUCGGAGCUAAAUAUGUCUUCAAGUAGCAAGCGCUCUCUUUCCGGGGAUGUAUUUGGGCUUCUAUCAGCUAUGACUUAUGGUUUAUUCACUGUGCUGCUAAAGAAGUUUUCUGGCGAGGAAGGAGAGAGGGUUGACGUGCAGAAGCUGUUCGGCUAUAUUGGCCUAUUCACACUCGUGGCUCUUUGGUGGCUUGUAUGGCCGUUAACAGCUUUAGGCAUAGAACCCAAAUUUACCAUUCCUCAUUCAGCUAAGAUGGAUGAAAUUGUGAUUGCUAACGGGCUUGUUGGGAGCGUUCUUUCGGACUAUUUUUGGGCAUUGUGUGUCGUCUGGACAACGCCACUCGUGGCCACCCUGGGCAUGUCCCUCACCAUUCCACUCGCCAUGGUGGCCGACAUGAUGAUUCACGGGAGAUCUUAUUCGGCCAUCUACAUUCUUGGCUCAAUCCAGGUGUUUGCAGGAUUCGUGAUAGCCAACCUUUCGGAUAGACUCUCGAAGCUAUUGGGUUUGUAGUGUUUGCACGCAUACGAGAAUCGGAGACGAAACAUGUCAAAUCUUCUAACGAAGGAGCACCAAUAUAGUUUGUAUAUUUGUCACAGCAAUAUCUGGUUGAUCAUGAAAUGUAACAAACUUUUUUAACUUCCAUCUCUUGAUUUAUUUGCCAUUGAUUUGGAGAAUUUUGUGUUCACGUGCAACUCAUAUGUAGCCAUUGUUUUUAGCACUUUUUCUACAAUCAAUUGCAGGUGCAAGUUUAUCA